AUGUCGAACUCGGUUGUGGUUAGUAUUCCCAAGGCGCGCGCGUGCGGCGGCGUGUACCAGAUGAUCAUGGAGAAGGUGAUCCAGGCGUCGCAGAAUGACUUUGAAGAGUCCGGCGUCGACCAGAGCACGCUCGACGAGAUGAAGCAGGGUUGGCAAGAGAGACUGUCUGCUCUCAAGAUUGCUCAUUUUCCAUGGGACCCAGCCCCUGAACAAGCCCGCCAGCCGCCUACUGUGCCGUCCAAUGUCAAGGUUGACAAUGAAAUGCCACCUGUGUCUGGCUCGCAAGAACCCAACUUUCCCAAUGUGGCCGUAAAGAUGGAGGGCGGGUACCAACAGCCUCUAUCGAACUAUCCUCAAGCUCCUCCUGCCAACAACGGUUAUACAGGUUAUGAGCAGAACAACGAGCUGGCACGGCAGCGUGCGGCAGCUCUGGUUCAGCAACGCGUGCAGCAACAUGGCCAUGGGCACCAGCAAAACUUCCCCAACCUUGCUCAGCAAGGUCAUCUACCACAGAUGCCUAUGCAGUCCCAGCAGCAACAACAACAACAGCAGCAGCAGCAGCAGCGGAUGAUGGCUCCUCAACAGCAACAGCAUCAGCAGCAGCGCCCGCCCCAACAGCAACAAAUGCCACAGCAACGUCCUCAACAGGGUCACCUAUAUACCUCACAGAAUGACGGUUCGGGUGAUGCCAUGGCGGACUGGGAAGCUCUCAAGGCUGCCCGCGCCGCUGCAGCUGUUGAUCGUAUGGCAGCUGACGACUUCAUGCGUGCUCGUGUCGACGCCAUGGCCAUGCGUCAGGAUAGCGGACUUAUGGUACCACUCGACUCCAUGCCACAGGGUAGAAAGCGAAAGGCUGCCGUCCGCGUACUCCAGGAACAAGACGCAGAGGCUUCUUCUAGUGUCCCUGGACCUGCCCGUUUCGAUGGGGAUGAUGAGGUAAAGCCGGAAGAGGAUCCCGAUGAUGCGAUCAACUCUGACCUCGACGACUCUGAGGAUGAGUUGGGCGAUGGAGAUAACAGCGAUGACGACAUGGUUGACUACAUGCUGUGCACUUAUGAUAAGGUCCAGCGCGUCAAGAACAAGUGGAAGUGCACUCUCAAGGACGGCAUCCUGACCACCAACAAGAAGGAGUACUUGUUCCACAAGGCUAAUGCUGAACUUGAGUUCUAA
Molecule: messenger RNA, 1170 nt
Organism: Pyrenophora tritici-repentis Pt-1C-BFP
Lineage: Eukaryota; Fungi; Ascomycota; Dothideomycetes; Pleosporales; Pleosporaceae
Source: RefSeq, a predicted model, not a curated record